GUCACGUUAUACCGUCACGGAGACAAGUAACCUGUGUAACGCAAUCGGCGAUUGGACAAACUUACCGUGGCACUUGUAAGGACGAUCACUCGCAGUGAUCUCUCGCCGAUUAAGUCGUAGUAUUUCUUGUCGCCCUAAAUACUCAAGCAGCCAUGUUGAAUUGGUUGAAAGGCGAAGAAAAACCGAAGGUAGACACGAGCGAAUUCCACAUUCCCGAAAGUUACCGGGGCUCCGAAGGCCCGCGCUACAAAGUUCUCGAACACAACGAUGGUUACGAAGUACGCUUGUAUGAAGACUCCCAUUGGGUCAAGACAAGAUUUGAAGAAGGCAACCUAGAAAAUUGCUCAAGUACCGGAUUCUGGAGGCUCUUCAAUUACAUCAGGGGAGAGAACGAGGGGGGAAAGAAAAUAGCCAUGACUGUGCCUGUUUAUUCCCAGGUCGAACUCGACAACGAAGGAAAAUGUGAGGCCUUCACUAUGUCUUUUUACACCCCAGCCGAGUUCCAAGCCACACCUCCAGUACCUAAAGAUAAAUCGGUGUUCCAUGAGAAAGUUGACGGCUGUGUGAUGUAUGCAUCGGGUUUUGGCGGUUUCGCGAAGGACAAGGAUUGGCGAGAAAACGAGAAGAAGCUCAAAGAGGCCUUGGAGAGAGACGGCAAGGGUUAUGUGAAAAAUAUGUACAUUGCAGCCGGCCAUGAUCCACCUUUCCGGCUGUUUGGCCGUCACAAUGAAGUAUUGCUUGUAGCUGAUCCUCAGCCUUCUUUAGCAGAGAAGAAACCGGGUAAAGAAGGCGCUUCUGGUGAAUCAACUGAAUAGAUAAUUACGUAACUUUACAGCGUGUUUCGCUUUGUUUACUGCUUCACGCUUCAGUAAUCACUACCACUCUUCAUUUGAAGAAAUCUGUGGUUUCUUUUACAGACGUCCUUGAUUUUGAACUGCGAAGACGCAUAAAAGCCUUGUGGAUUACUUCCAGAAAGCUUAAGUUGUAGAGACAAAGAAGUAAAUAUCCUUAAAUUUUUCAUGGUCAUCGAUCCUGAUUUGAAUUUUGUUCUUGAUUAUUCGAGAUUAUUUCGCAAGUCUUCCCAACUGACACUGUUUUUUCAAUUUGAAAACUGUUUAAAAGCCAAGUUUGAGAAGCAUAUUAACGAACGCUGGGAGAUUCCUUUAUUUGUUUUGUAACAGUUAUAACAAACUAACAUAUUAGAAGUUAAUCGAAAAAAACAUAGCUUUGGUGAAUCGAAGCGAAAUUCACUUGUUUAAUUGAAGACUAUGAAAGUAAAGGUACAUAUGCAAAUGUAAACCAAUUUUACUAAUUAGGUUCAUACGGAAUUAAAAAUAUCUAUUCGGUGUUA
Molecule: messenger RNA, 1351 nt
Organism: Stylophora pistillata
Lineage: Eukaryota; Metazoa; Cnidaria; Anthozoa; Scleractinia; Pocilloporidae
Product: heme-binding protein 2
Source: RefSeq, a predicted model, not a curated record